CGCCCUCUUUUGUCAACGUCUGUGAACACGGGCAUGAGUUUGCAGAGCAACGAGAUCUUUCCAAAAAUUCACAAUGUAUCAGGGCGGAGGACAACCGAUUUUGGUUCUAAACCAGAACACUAAGCGAGAAAGCGGCCGUAAAGUGCAACUUGGCAACGUAACUGCAGCAAAGACAAUCGCUGAUGUCAUUCGAACAUGUCUUGGACCAAGAGCCAUGCUAAAGAUGUUGAUGGACCCUAUGGGGGGUAUUGUGAUGACCAACGAUGGCAAUGCUAUACUCAGAGAGAUCACUGUCCAGCAUCCGGCUGCCAAGUCUAUGAUUGAAAUCAGUCGAACUCAAGACGAAGAGGUUGGAGAUGGUACGACAUCGGUGAUCAUUCUAGCUGGUGAGAUGAUGGCAGUGGCCCAGCCGUUUCUUACACAAGAGAUGCAUCCCACCAUCAUCAUUGGUGCCUACAGGAAAGCCAUGGAUGACAUGCUGGACUUCAUGAAAGACAACUUCAGCAAAAAGGUGGACGUUACCAAUCGGAAUGAGAUGAUCCAAAUUAUUGCGAGCUGUGUCGGAACGAAGUUCAUCAGUAAAUGGGGCACCCUUGCAUGUGACAUUGCUUAUGAUGCUGUAUCUAAGGUAGCUCUGGAAGAGAAUGGACGUAAAGAGAUUGAUAUCAAACGAUACGCAAAGGUGGAAAAGGUACCUGGUGGCAUGAUUGAAGAUUCCCGCGUACUCAACGGCGUCAUGUUCAACAAAGACGUGACUCACGCACGCAUGAGGAGACGCAUUGAGAACCCACGCAUCCUUCUCCUUGAUUGCUCCCUGGAGUACAAGAAGGGAGAGAGUCAGACGAGUCUUGAGAUCACCCAGCAGGAAGAUUUCACCCGUAUCCUUCAGCUUGAGGAGGAAUACGUCCAGCGUAUCUGCAAUGAUAUAAUCCAACUGAAGCCAGACCUUGUCAUUACAGAAAAGGGCGUCUCUGAUUUGGCCCAGCAUUAUUUAUCAAAGGCUAACAUUACAGCUAUACGACGACUAAGGAAGUCCGACAAUAACCGUGUAGCUAGGGCAUGUGGAGCAACUAUCGUCAAUCGUACUGACGAACUAAGAGAAGAAGAUAUUGGUACUGGAGCUGGUCUCUUCGAGAUCGAGAAGAUCGGAGAUGAAUACUUCACCUUCAUUACCAAGUGCAAGAACCCCAAGGCCUGUACCAUACUCCUUAGAGGUGCUAGUAAAGACAUCUUGAACGAAGUCGAGAGGAACCUUCAAGAUGCAAUGAACACGGCACGUAACGUCAUGAUUGAACCGUGCCUGGUACCCGGCGGUGGCGCUAUUGAAAUGGCACUUUCUCACGCACUGACCGAGAAAGCUAAGGCAAUAACUGAUGUCCAGCAGUGGCCGUACCGCGCUGUUGCUUCUGCAUUGGAGGUCAUCCCACGUACUCUUAUACAGAACUGUGGAGGGAGUACAAUCCGCACCUUGACUGCCCUCAGGGCCAAGCAUGCUGAGACUGGUAACUUUUCCUGGGGUAUUGAUGGGGAGAAGGGAACUAUCGUGAAUAUGGAGGAGCGAGGAGUCUGGGAUCCAUACGCAGUCAAGGCUCAAACAUACAAGACGGCCAUUGAGACGGCCAUGUUGUUGUUGCGCAUUGAUGACAUCGUCUCAGGAACUAAGAAGGCAUCAGGUGGAGAGGGCGCUGGUGUGGCCGCACCCACAACAGGUGCACAGGGCGUGGAGGGAAUGGAAUGAACACAAUGAGGGGCGUGGCUAGCUCUUCAAGUAUUACUUAUCUGUCUUCUUAACUGUGUCAUGUGUCAAUCUCAAAAAGAUGUCAAGAAGAAACUGCUCAGAACAAACAUAUAAUAAAGGCUCCUUAUAAUAAUAACAGUGGUUUUUUAUAAAGCGCUCAUGUUAACUGUCACUCAUUGACCCUCAGUUCAAACGUACAAAUUAGCGUUGUUCGAUGUCACAGUUUCCUUCAGAUUUAGUGUUUACAUGAAGUAAACACCAUCUGUACAAGUCAUCUAAUUUAAUAAUGUUGUACCUUUCAUCAAUGUUGAAAUGUCUUGAUAUGGGUUUGAAGUAAAUUUUUAAGACACAAAGUUUGAAAGUGUUCUUGAAGUAAGACUUUCACCUCAUUUGUUUUGUACAUGCAUCCCAGGAUCACUUUCUCAAGUUUUUUACUCUGAUUUAUAAUAUUGAGGGAAUUUAGCACAUUCUUUUGUAUAAAUUUGGUGAAAAAUAUUUCUAAAAUAUGUUUCCCAAUUGUUUUGAGAAUAAUAAGCAGUAUGAUGUUGAGAUUAUACUUGUUUCCUUAUUUACCUUUCGGAAGUAAAGUUAUAGUUGCCAAUACUUAUUCAAGAAUCAAGGCAUAUGUGUGUUGAUCAAAACAUUGUGUGUGUUUGAGUAAAGAUUCCCUUGUGUUGUGGACACUUUGUCUGGUGUCCUCGUCAAAAUAUACAAGUCUUGUUGAUUGU
Messenger RNA from Asterias rubens (European starfish), 2466 nucleotides. Its product is annotated as T-complex protein 1 subunit gamma-like. Bases 74 to 1738 code for a protein of 554 amino acids. Gene Ontology annotation, biological process: protein folding. NCBI's taxonomy places the organism in Eukaryota, Metazoa, Echinodermata, Asteroidea, Forcipulatida, Asteriidae. Gene Ontology annotation, molecular function: ATP-dependent protein folding chaperone; ATP hydrolysis activity; ATP binding. The record is from RefSeq and is a predicted model, not a curated record. Gene Ontology annotation, cellular component: chaperonin-containing T-complex. The transcript is spliced from 16 exons.